Messenger RNA from Saccharomycodes ludwigii, 288 nucleotides. RefSeq names its product mitochondrial 54S ribosomal protein bL35m (gene MRP35). Gene Ontology annotation, molecular function: structural constituent of ribosome. Gene Ontology annotation, biological process: translation. NCBI's taxonomy places the organism in Eukaryota, Fungi, Ascomycota, Saccharomycetes, Saccharomycodales, Saccharomycodaceae. The transcript has a single exon. The record is from RefSeq and is a predicted model, not a curated record. Bases 1 to 288 code for a protein of 95 amino acids. Gene Ontology annotation, cellular component: large ribosomal subunit; ribosome.
AUGUUGAACAAGUUAUUAAGCCCAAUUUUAAGUUUAGCUAACAGGUCAUGCACUUUUGUUACAUUUACAAAUACGAGCCUUAUUUUUACUAGAUCAUACAAGCUAAAAACACAUAAAGGGGCUGCUAAAAGAUGGUUGAAAACGGCUAAUAGUUGGAAAAGAGGGCAUCCAGGAAGAAAACAUGGAAAUGCUGGUUGGGGAAAAGCAAACUUGAAGCAGUUGGAUGGUAAAACUCUUGCUCACUCAUCGCAUCUUCGCCGUUUAAAGAAAUUAUUACCAUAUUCCUAG